This is a messenger RNA of Malania oleifera, 975 nucleotides long. RefSeq names its product large ribosomal subunit protein uL6. The record is from RefSeq and is a predicted model, not a curated record. Gene Ontology annotation, molecular function: rRNA binding; structural constituent of ribosome. Gene Ontology annotation, biological process: cytoplasmic translation. Gene Ontology annotation, cellular component: cytosolic large ribosomal subunit; ribosome. NCBI's taxonomy places the organism in Eukaryota, Viridiplantae, Streptophyta, Magnoliopsida, Santalales, Ximeniaceae. The coding region runs from base 124 to 705 and encodes 193 amino acids. The transcript has 3 exons.
AAAAUACCACGCAGAGAAGCUGGAAAGUGCCGGUAUUUAUAUAAGGCGGGGGCUAGGGUUUUUGUUCCUCUCAGUUGCAUCAGUGGUUUGGAGCCGUUCUAGGGUUUCAGAAGUAGAGCAGGGAUGAAGACCAUAUUGUCGUCGGAGACCAUGGACAUACCUGAUGGCGUGAAGAUCAAGGUCAAGGCGAAGACCAUAGAGGUGGAGGGUCCUCGCGGCAAGCUCACCCGCAACUUCAAGCACCUUAAUCUCGAUUUCCAGCUGAUCAAGGACGAAUCCGGCAAGCGGAAGCUGAAGAUCGACGCCUGGUUCGGAUCUCGUAAGACCACCGCCGCCAUUCGCACCGCCCUCAGCCACGUGGAGAAUCUCAUUACGGGCGUCACCAAAGGCUACCGCUACAAGAUGCGCUUUGUCUACGCCCAUUUCCCCAUCAACGCCAGCAUCACCAAUGGCAACAAGUCCAUCGAGAUCCGCAACUUUCUUGGUGAAAAGAAGGUUAGAAAAGUGGAUAUGCUUGAAGGUGUAAACAUUGUGCGGUCUGAUAAAGUUAAGGAUGAGCUGAUAUUGGAUGGGAAUGAUAUUGAACUCGUUUCCCGGUCUGCUGCCCUGAUAAACCAGAAAUGCCAUGUUAAGAACAAAGAUAUCCGGAAGUUCCUUGACGGUAUUUAUGUCAGCGAGAAGGAAACAAUUGCUGGAGAGGAUUGAAUUCUUAAGUAAUUGGUAUUUGUGUUAGUUUUAGUGGUGGUCCUCAAAUAUUGAUGAGAUAGUUUUUUGCUCUAUUCUGAAGUUUGUGGACACUGUCAUAAGCUUGUUUCUGAUUGGAUUUUGCAAUUUUGUUUUACUCCUUUUCUAAUGUCGUGUUUUAUUCCAAAACAAUGUUCUCAUAUUUGCUUGUUCUUGGUUUGGUUGGUUUUUUAGAACAUCUGUUGUCUGGAUAAAUACAAUUUUAGGAUGUGAUGGACCUGUUGAUUGCCA